GCCAUCCCCAGCUGAAGGAGUCAAGUCCAACCCGUCCAAGAGACACAGGGACCGCCUGAAUGCAGAGCUGGACCGCCUGGCAAGCCUUCUGCCUUUCCCUCAAGAUGUUAUUGCCAAACUGGAUAAGCUGUCUGUGCUUAGGCUUAGCGUCAGCUACCUGCGAGCCAAAAGUUUUUUUGAUGUUGCAUUAAAAUCUAACUCUACAAGACCAGAAAUAAAUGGCAUUCAGGAAAACUGUAGAACAGCAAAAUGUGGAGAAGGGAUGCAGAUCCUGGAAGGAGAACUCCUAUUGCAGGCGUUAAAUGGUUUUGUAUUAGUUGUUACAGCUGAUGCCCUGGUUUUUUACGUCUCUUCUACUAUCCAAGACUACUUGGGUUUCCAACAAUCUGAUAUUAUACACCAGAGUGUAUUUGAAUUGAUUCAUACGGAAGACAGACCUGAGUUUCAACGACAAUUACAUUGGGCAUUAAAUCCUGCCCAGUCUGCAGAUUCUGGACCAAGCGUACAAGGAGAUAAUGGCUUUUCACAGCCAGCAACCUAUUAUAACCCAGACCAACUUCCUCCAGAGAAUUCUUCCUUUAUGGAAAGGAAUUUCAUCUGCAGGUUACGAUGCCUGCUGGAUAAUUCAUCUGGGUUCCUGGCUAUGAAUUUUCAAGGACGACUAAAGUUUCUCCAUGGACAAAACAAGAAAGGGAAGGAUGGUGCUACUUUGUCUCCUCAGCUAGCUCUGUUUGCAGUAGCUACACCUCUUCAGCCACCAUCUAUCCUUGAGAUACGAACCAAAAACUUCAUCUUCAGAACUAAACACAAGCUGGAUUUCACACCUACUGGCUGUGAUGCAAAAGGAAAGAUUGUCCUAGGAUACACUGAAGCAGAGCUGUGUAUGAGAGGAACAGGAUACCAGUUUAUUCAUGCAGCUGACAUGCUUUAUUGUGCUGAGAAUCAUGUCCGCAUGAUGAAGACAGGUGAGAGUGGAAUGACUGUAUUUAGGCUUCUAACCAAAGAAAACCGAUGGGCCUGGGUACAGGCAAAUGCACGACUUGUCUACAAAAAUGGAAGACCAGAUUACAUCAUUGCCACACAGAGACCUCUCACAGAUGAAGAAGGAGCAGAACACCUACGGAAACGUAAUAUGAAGUUGCCCUUCAUGUUUGCCACUGGUGAAGCUGUCUUAUAUGAGGUAUCUUUCCCGAUGUCAAGCCUUAUGGAUCCCUCCCAGCUGAAGAAUAAAAGCACGACAGGAAAAGGAGCCAAAGCAACGCUACCCAAUGAUUCAGUGGAUCCAAACUCUCUCCUAGGUGCCAUGUUAAGGCAAGAUGAGUCUGUGUAUCUCUGUCCCCCAGCAUCACAUAAACUUUCCUUUGAGCGGAACUUCUUUGCAGACAGCAGGGAUGAACUGGGUGAUGUUCUUGGCAGCAGCUGGACAGAUAAUCUCCUACCUGCUGGAAAUCACAACGUUCUCAAAAGGGAGCUAAUGGAGUGUUCCCAGGACAGUACUGUUCCUCUUCCUGAAGACAGUGCAGCACUCUUUCAAGAUAACAAAACCAGUGAUUUGUACAGCAUCAUGAAAAACCUGGGUAUUGACUUUGAAGAUCUAAAGUGUAUUCGGCAGGAUGAGGAGUUUUUUAAAACUGAAUUAUCUGGUAUGGAUGAUAUUGGGGACAUCGACAUAACUGAUGAAAUUCUGACUUACGUUCAGGAUUCCUUAAAUAAGUCUGACUUCUUAUAUUCAGGCUGUAACCAGCAGCAGCCCCUGGUCCAGCAUGAAGGUUGCUUGGUACAGCAAGAGUUAGAUCCACAUCAGCUCCAUCAGCACCAGAAACAGCUCAUGGAGCAGCAGCAACAGCAACAGCAGCUCUGUCAAAAGAUGAGACAUAUGCAAGUGAAUGGGAUGUUCACAGAUUGGAGCUCUGACACCAGCAUGCCUCUUAGCUGCUCGCAGCAGCUGCCUCAGCAAUAUGUAUUCCCUGGCAUGCAUGCCACUGCAUCUGAGUUCUCUUACAAAUCAGAAGUAAACUCUUCCCCUUAUGCAUGUAGGCAAGAGUUUAUUCCUUACAAGCAGCCCACAGCAAUGAUGCCACAGCUCUCUAAUUUUGCUCAAAUGGAUUUCCCUGUAGCAGGUUUUGACAGGUCAACCUAUUCUGCUUCUUCCAACUUGGAGGAUUUUCUGAGUUGUUUGCAGCAAGUCCCUGAAAAUCAUGAGUGUGGGACAAGCUCAGAGUCAGUUAUGGUAACUCCUCAGACAUGUUAUGCAGGUGCUGUUUCUAUGUACCAGUGCACACAGGAAGCCCAACCCAGCUGUGUGGAUCAAAUGCAAUAUGAUCCUGUGAUGUCAAGUCAACAAACAUUGUCGAACAAGUUCCAAAACAGUUUCAAUGGAGGAAAUGUAAAUGAAGCAUACCCCUCUCAGUUAGAUGUGAUCAGUAAUGCACAGACUGCCACACAUCUUCAGCCUCUUCAUCAUCCAACAGAACCCAGAUCCUUCUCAGAUUUGGCAUCUAGUGGAUUUAUGUGAUUCGGAUCCAGAGCUCCAUCUGUGAUUUUGUCUGGGCGUCAGGCUGUGCUGAGGAAGAGCUUGAUAAAUCUAUCUCUGAGCAUUGGACUUGAACAGCUAAACUGUGUUUUGAGAGUAUGAGGUUGGUUGCACUAUAUACUGGUGGAUAUGUAAUCCAAGACCUGGCUUUUGAGGGUGACAGGUGGAAUUAAAACUUCUGACUAAAAGUAUACAUGUACUGUUUUGUGUCAGAUUGACUGUGUUGUUGCAGUAUGGAUUUCAAACGUACUACAGACUAUGUCACGUUAUACAACAUAAGAUAAGGCAAAUGGUUUUGUUGUUUAGGAAAUAAUGGGGCACUUUACAAAUAGCAUCAAUGGCACAAGGAAGAUGAUUUCACAUGUGGAUUAUUUCCAGAAUUUAU
Molecule: messenger RNA, 2918 nt
Organism: Merops nubicus (carmine bee-eater)
Lineage: Eukaryota; Metazoa; Chordata; Aves; Coraciiformes; Meropidae
Gene: AHR
Product: aryl hydrocarbon receptor
Exons: 10
Coding region: 263-2515 (750 amino acids)
Biological process (GO): regulation of transcription by RNA polymerase II
Cellular component (GO): aryl hydrocarbon receptor complex; nucleus
Molecular function (GO): protein binding; transcription cis-regulatory region binding; nuclear receptor activity
Source: RefSeq, a predicted model, not a curated record